This is a messenger RNA of Paralichthys olivaceus (Japanese flounder), 1070 nucleotides long. Its product is annotated as zinc metalloproteinase nas-14-like. The record is from RefSeq and is a predicted model, not a curated record. Gene Ontology annotation, molecular function: zinc ion binding; metalloendopeptidase activity. Lineage: Eukaryota; Metazoa; Chordata; Actinopteri; Pleuronectiformes; Paralichthyidae. Gene Ontology annotation, biological process: proteolysis.
AGGCCAGACUGAGAGGUUAUAAUCACAGUGAAGUAAUCUCACCUGCUGAGUUUUAGUGUCAGGAAUCACCUCAGGCCUCAGAUUCUCUGAAACCAUGUCGCGUCGUGACUCUGCGUGGCUCCUGCUCUUCUUCUGCGUGUCCACAGCUGUUGGAGUCCCCAUACAACCCCCCCAGGGUACUGCUGCUCCUGACACAGGUAACGUCACAGUGACUCUGAAGCUCGACGAGCAGCAGCUAAAUACUUCACAGCCUUCAGAAGUCAGUGCUCAGCUGUUCAAUGAUACCCACAAUGCAACUCUUCCAUCACCAGGUGGUGGAUCCGUUUCCGUCAAGCUUGGGCCGCCGCAGAGAGUCAGCUCCGAAACUUUAGAGGAGCUUCAAGAAGACCUGAUCGUCCAAGAAGGAGACAUUCUGAUGCCGGAGGACAGGAACGCUGUGGAGAGCCUGUGGCAGGACGCCAUGGUCCCCUACUCCAUCAGUUAUGAACUGGCUGAUCGAGAGUCGAACAUCGACGCUGCCUUCACAAUGAUCUCAAACUUCACAUGUAUUCGCUUCAAAAAACACACGACGGAGCUGAACUACCUGAACAUCAAGGACGGGAGAGGCUGUGCGUCCUACGUGGGCUGUCGAGGAGGAGCCCAGGCGCUGUACUACGGUCGGUCGUGCAGCGAGGGGAACCUUUGCCAUGAGCUGGUCCACGCACUGGGACUACAUCACGAACACACCCGCUGGGACCGGGACCAGUACGUCAGCGUGCAGUGGCAGAGCAUCAUGCCAGGGAGACAAAAUAACUUCAAGGUGAAACAUGGGGACACUCUGAAUCUGCCGUAUGACGUAAACUCCAUCAUGCACUACGGAUGGUAUUUCUUCAGUCAGGACGGGGGUCCCACUUUGUUGCCCAAGACGGGCGGAGAGCACAUGGGUCAGAGGGCCCAUCUCAGUCAGCUGGACAUCCGGAAACUCAACUCGCUCUACCACUGUGAUGAGCGGAAGAAAUCCCAGUGAGCCGGGCGGCCUGCUGCUGGUUUGUGCCUUGAGAUUUAAUAAAAUGAUAUUUAAGAACAAAGAA